AUGUCUUCAAGACCGAAACGAAUUGUUAAACUGCCAGCCUCACUUGACAGUCUGAUAGGCUUUCAGUUAGACUUCUCCAACCUUAAAGCUGAUAUCGAAUUUUUGGCCAAAUCGAUAGCUGACAAUGAAGAGAAUUUAAUCUCGUUAACCAUAAAACUUGAUGAAGAAAUUGACAAAAUCUCCUCUCGUAUGAAUAAAAUCCCAGAAGUUGAGCAGAAAGCUGAAACUUUCAGUAAAUCCGUUGAAGACGUUUACCGCAUGAAAGAUAAAGUUAACUCUUGAAGCGAACGUUUUGUGGCCCUGGAGGAAAAAUACUUCCUAAUGGGUCAGCAGUACUCUGACCGAUUCAGUCAGCUGGAAAGUGUUGUCGAUUCUACAAUAAAAACCAUGGAAGAUAAAUUCACAAAUCUUUAUCAGAAAUCUACUGAAAAUGCACUCUCCAAAAUUGAUGAAAUUGAAAAAGCAGCAAUGGCAAGAAUCAAAAAGGCUGAAUCAGACUUAGCUUAUUUCCAAAACAUGGCAAGGAUUAAUGAUCUCGAAACAAGAGAUAUGCUUAAAAAAGAAAUUAAUGCUUCAACAGAAAAAUUAGUAAAUAUGAUCCACGAUGUGCAUGAAGUUGAUAAUAUAAUGCAGUCCCCAUAUAAUUUCCCUGAUGGUUAGGAUUAACUCUAGCGGUCAGUGGAGUUCAACUCUACCCCUUCAUAAGUUAGCUUUACGCUCAGAUGGCGCUAGAUACUAACUACAACUAACACCCUUUUCCGUUGACGUCACCAAAAAAUGAUGACAUCAGAAAGUCUGUUGGGAGACUUAUCCGUAAAAGGCUCGAUCCUUGACCAACGAUUAAGGACUGCCUAGAAUCGCAUGCUUGAUGUAUUGCUGCCUACAUUAGCCCUAUGCAGACCAAAGAUUGCCUCCCAGAAAUUCGUAAGGAUGCUGCGCCUCGGUGGAUUUUUGGUACUAACUCCCCCCCCCCUUUAAAAUUGAAACAAAAAAUUUUGUUUCAAUUUAAAGGGGGGUUAAGAAAAUUUUUUUAUAAAAAAAUUUAUAUAUAAAAAUUUUUUCAGAGAUAAAAUUUUAUAGAAAAUAAAUUAUAUAAAUUUAAAGAGACAAUAAAUUGAGUAAAUUAUAUUUAAUAACAUUAUAAUUUUAUGACAAUGCCUAGUCGGUAAGUUAGCAAGUUCUAUUUUCUUAAAAAUCGCUCUUUAAAAUUUAAGAAUACUAUUUUAGAAAGUUUUGAAUUUUCACGUUAAACUUAUAAAAUUUGCAUUUAAUAGUUUUAAAAAUGGAAAGUGUUUGAUUUUUAAUUUUAAUUUCAUGAAAAAUUAAUUCAUAAAUUUCUCAAUCUCAAAGUGUAAACUUGCUGAAAUGGUAUUCUUCUAACUCUCCCCAUAACAAUUGGACAAAAUAGAGUUUAAUUUCUAAAUCUUAUAUGUUUGAAGCAUAUUAAAUAGGGUAUUAACGUAUUUAAAUAUAAAAUAAUGAUUUUUACCUAUAAAAUUUUCUAUUAUAAUAAAAUUUUGUUUCAAUUUAAAGGGGGGGUAAUUUCCCAAAAAAGUAGGAAUUUUACCUAUAUUUUGUUUCAAUUUAAAGGGGGGGGGGGAGAGUAAGCUUUUUGCCUCGACCCACAAAAGACAGACUCUGGAGAACUAUCACCAAUGGGAUCCUCAGGCCUCGAUCAACUCACAGGACAUCAGGAAUCUAACUCAGCCCAAAUUUUAAUAAUUCUUUUUCCUGAUGAAGAUAUUGAAAAAGCUUUAAUGUACCGUGAUGCACAGAAUAUCGUGGAUAUGCAAGAUUAUGAAUAUUAUGGAAGCAGGGAAGGAGAGGACACACUAAUUAGAGAUUUUGAAGAGGGAAAGGAAAGCAGAGCUAGAUCAAGACGAACUGAUGAUCCUUAUGUAAAUCAGUUAAAUAUUGAAAGGCAAGCUAAUGAAACUGAAGUCUCACCUAGCAGAAAGCAGAGAAGAGAAAUUAAAAACUCAAGAGAUGAAAGAAUCCCUUCGGAAGGCAGUGGCAGAUUAGAUGCAAGAAGUGGGGAAAGAUAUAGGCAAAGCUCUGAAAGAGAAAGCGCUGAUAUGAGAGAAAGACAACGAAAAGGGAGCAGAAUUGAUGAAAGAGACACUGAAAGCAGAGACAGGCAAGGAUCAAGAUCCAAUGAGACAAGGAAUCCACAGAGACUUGGAGACAUAAAAUAUCUUGAAACCCAAGCCAGCUACUUAGAAGUCUCUCCAGAUAAAAACAACCCAGACACCCAAACUAACGCAUCAGACCAGUCUCCUUUCAACGCAAAAGAAAAAAUCGAAUCAGCCACCAAGCAGCAAGGCGAGCGAAAUAGACAGCUGAUAGACUACAUAAAGCGAAUGAAUAUGCGACUCUCCGAAGUUGAAAGCAAAGUUCAAAACAUAAAUUUACGAAAUCUCCUUAAAGAAGAUUCUACCAUGCAAGAAAUCGAAAAUAAAGCUCCAAAAUCUAGAGACGAGCUUGAGCUAGAGAUGAAUUUAAAGUUUGUAACAAUAGUUACUCAGUUGAACGACUAUAAGAAACUUAUGAGGUCAUUUUCUACUACUGUGGCUGAUUUCAGCAUUGAUCAGGUGGCGACUGAAAACCUAAACCGCUAUAUCCCUUAUAUAUCAAGAAUAGCAAGGCUUGAAGAAAUCAUUGAAUCUUUCGCAUCAAGAGACGACAUCGAAGGCGUCUUUAAAGAAUUAGACGAUUUAAGGGAUAAUUUGAAAGAAAAAAUAGAUAAGCCAGAAAUUAUUGAAAUGAAUUCAAGAAUGAGCUAUUUGGAAGAAGAACUUAAUAAGACAAGAGGCAUGGCUAUCUUGACUUCUUCUUCUCCAUUGAUGAAGUCUAGAGGGAGCUCAAGCCACUCAGAACUGAGGACUGAAGCUAAUGUGGCUUUUGAGCCUGCGAAAUUCAAUGAGCUGUGGGAUGCAGUUGCAAGGAUGUCAGAAACUGUUGGAAGUAUCCAGCAGACUUUGCCAUUGAAAGCUUUUAGGAGUGAGUUUGAAGAGGUUUUUAAAUUAAAGGGCAGCACAGUAUCGAAAGCUUCACCAUUACUCAACCUGCUAGAUGUGGAGGAGAGGAUCAAACAGAUAGAGGAUAGGCUGAACUUGUACUGGUACGAAAUGGAAAAACAGAAACGAAGUGAAGAUCCAUUGGUGAAAAGUCCCCAAGAGCUAGAAGAAAUGCAGCAUUUAAUAGAAGAGGCUGUUGACCUGCAUAUUUCGACUAUUAGACUGGAGCUUAAUAACAGAUACCAAGAACUAUAUGAAAUUAUAUCAAAGCCUGCAAACGAAGGAGAUAUCACGAAUAUCCAUAUAUUGAGAGGCACCAUUAUGAAAGUUCAAAGAGAAAGCAGAGAUCUUAUUGAAAAAGUUGCCAAAAUUGAAGAAACAGUUACCCAACAAGCCAACGCACUGGCUGAAGAGUUCAAAGAAGAAGAAGGCGAAGAAAUCGACCCCUCUCUCCUCAAGAAGCUCACAAAUGCCGUCAAAAAGCACGAAGCUCUAUUUAAGAUAAUGAAGGAUCAAAUGUCAAAGAUCUACAGCGAAAUCGAGAUCUAUCAACAAAGCACCAAAAAGCAAAACGAAGUGACCAUAAAUACGAACAUAAAGAUGUUUGAAGAAUUAAGGGGAAAUGUCUCUGAUGUUAUGACCAAAAUACAAGAAGGAACCAGAUUAAACCAAAGAGAUAUGCAAAAAAUUAACGACGUGUUUUUAGUUCUGGAAAACAAAGGAAAUAAAGAAGACAUCAUGCAAAAAGUGGAUAAAAACGAACUGAAAAAAGCGUACAGGUACCUAUGUAAGAAAAUUGAUGACCUGCAAAAGAAACUCAAAGCAGCAGAGGAAGCAAAAGAAGUGUCGAAGCAGAAAGAUGACCCAACAAUUUUUAGGCAAAAACUUGGGAUGGAGUGUUUGGCAUGUGGGCAGGACAUUUCAGGAAUAAACCAGCCUCCUAAAGGAGACUGGAGGUCAUGGGGACGGUUCCCAGAGGCUCAACUUAGAUUUGGCCCUGGAUUUUCGAAACUGCUCCCUAUACUUCAAAAAGAGAUGCAUGGAAAGCAUAAGUCUGAAAAUUUGACAGCAAGAAUUCUUGCAACUGUUGAUGACUCAGAAAUUCAGGAAGUAUCAAAAAGACCUAUUUACUUCUUAUAAAGUUUUAAUAUGCUUUCUUCUUCAGCAGGAUGAUUUGGGCAUCCAUAGGCACACCCUUUUAACCCCAAGUUAUGAUGUGAGCAGCCAUCUUGUCUUGUAAGCAUUCCAGAGGAACCCACCAAAAGUGUCAGAAAGUCUCAGGAGUCGCGCUGUUAUUGCUCGGGCUGAUUCCAGUGCGUAUUCUGCCUAAGGGUCACCUUCCUCGGUUGUUUCAGGCAGUGAAACCAUAUGCCUCUCCUUUUUUCCUUAGGUCAAAGACGGAAUUAUGAGAUAAUUCCAUAUUGGCAUUGUGGAAAAGGUGUAUGUUGAAAACUUAACACCAUAAUAAUAAAUAUCGCGGAGAAUAAAGGGUUGUCGAGAAAACCGCUUCCAUAUAACCAUUUUAUUAUUAUGAGUAUCAAAAAGACAAGAAGAGCCCCAGAGUUAUCAGAGAUACAAAUCACAGACAAGACUUGCCAAAGUCAGAGAUGAUUAA
Blepharisma stoltei is the source of this 4632-nucleotide messenger RNA. Lineage: Eukaryota; Ciliophora; Heterotrichea; Heterotrichida; Blepharismidae. The record is from the annotation of a GenBank genome assembly.